AUGUUUCCGUUGUCGUUGGCGCUUGGAGUCACUACCGCUGCUGGCCCGCUCGUCGCUCGUGGGUCGCCACUCCAAGGUCUGGCCGCUCGAAUCCGCCACUUCCUUGCUGUCGCUCGCCGUCGUCGCUGCAAUGUCGCCUCACGCCGGUCGGUCUGCAGUGGUCUAGAGGAUUGCCGGCUGCCGCAUGGGAAAAUGAGAGACCAUCACCGGGUCUCCGCCUCCACCGUCGAUUCCGACCAUGCAACCGCACUCUCGCAAAUCGAGUCCACAAUCAAAUCACUCGAGCGCCACCUACCCGCUCAUCCCUUGCCGGGCUCAUUCUCCGCAGAUCUUCGACGACACCUAGCUCACCUGAGCCAAUUCGCUCCUUUCCCCAACUCCACCAAACUUCUCGUCUGGAAACUGAGCUACCGCCUUUGGAACACGUGCGUCGACAUCUCCAAUGCCUCCGCAGCGAAAAUAUCCGAGGAACAUGGCAGGCUCCGGCAAGUCGCCGCUGAUCUGCUAUUUCUCACCGCUGAUGUGGCUGGGAUUCCUUCUCCGGCGUCCAAGGCCGCUCUGUUCUACUACAAAACCGGGCUGAUCUGGUAUGACCUGAAGAAAUUGGAUUUAGCUAACAAUUGCUUCGAGAAAGCCACCGAUCUAGUAUCAAAUAUUGAGAUUCACUCGAUUUCUGAUGACGAUGAGAGGAAGUUUCUCUUAGAUCUCAACCUGGCCCGGUCUAGAGCUGCCUGGGAAGUUUCGGAUUUGAAUCUGGCCAUUGCACUGUUAAACAGGUCAAAACAUGUAUUGUUUGGAGUCUCGAUGAACUAUAACACCUUAGCUAAUCAGUACUUGGCGUUCGGAAAGGCUUUACUAUCAUCAAGUGAGGUUUCCUCUGUGAACGAGGCCUUGAAAUUGAUGAACGAUGCUCUGGAAUUAUGUGAGAAGGGCCUGAAGGUAGUGAAAAAGACUGACGAGACUUUGAACUUGAAGGAGCUAAGGUUGAAGACCUUGAGAUUCAUAGCAGCCGCGCACUUGCAGAGCGAUGACUUUGAGAGCGUGCUGAAAUGUGUGAAGGUUUUGAGGGAGGUUGGGAGUGGUGGGGACCACCACCCGAGCUUGAGCGUGCUUGCGAUGAAAGCGUGGUUGGGGUUGGGAAGGUAUGGGGAGGCGGAGAAGGAGUUGAGGGGGAUGGUUUUGAGCAAAGGGAUACCAGAAGGUGUUUGGGUGUCGGCUGUGGAGUCGUAUUUCCUCGCAGCAGGCGCAGCAGGGGCAGAGACCGUCAAAGGAGUGUUUCUGGGGCUUUUCGAGCGUUGUCAUGUUAGUGCCGGUGCAGCUAUUAGGGUGGUCAAUAGGGUGAUUGGGAAUGGGUUGAGCAACGAUGAGGGGAAGGUCCGAGCCAAUGUGGUUAGUGAAUUGGUUUCGGAUGAGAGGGUGAUAGCGCUUUUCAACAGAGAAGGUGCCGCCAAGGAGAGGACCACUAUGCAUGCUCUUCUUUGGAACUGCGCCACAGAAUAUUUUCGAGAAAAAGAUUACCUGCUAAGUGCUGAGAUGUUUGAAAAAUCUAUGUUAUAUGUACCUCAUGGAGUAGAGAAUAGAAUCCUCAGAUCUAAGGGAUAUCGAGUUCUUUGCCUCUGCUACCUAGGCUUGUUGCAGCUCGACAGAGCUGAAGAAUAUAUCAAUGAGGCUGAAAAGUUUAAGAUCUUCUUGCAAAAGAAGGACUAUAAUAGUGCUAUUGCUCAGAUGAAAGCAAUGCCAAGCUGUCUUGAUUUCACCAUGGAUUUCAUUUCCCUCUCGGCCCAUGAAGCUCUCGCAUGCUCUUGUCUUCCAGUUGCAGUUGCCUCUCUUUCCCAACUCUUGAAUUUCUAUUCUUCUGGGAAACCUAUGCCAACUAGUGAGGCUGUAAUAUUUCGCACAUUAGUCUCCAUUCUGAGCCAAGACCCGGCAAACGACGCCGAUGUUCUCGAACACAUGAAACGAGCUCACGCGCGACAAGCCGAGGUUGGAACUGACCUCUUUUUCGGGAAAUGUGAGGUUGGGAGAAGGGAAAAGAAUUGGUUCGCAGGGAAUUCUUGGAAUUUCGGAGUAAGAACUGGGCAGGCGAAAAACUACGCAUUAUCCGCUGAGUUCUUCAAAUUAGCAUCGGACUUUUAUGGAGUUCUAGGCAACGGGGAAAGCGAGGAGAACGAUACAAUGAUCUGCAAAUCAAUCAUACUCUCUGUAUCUGCACUUAUUGCUGAUGAGAAGCAUGUGAAUGGUACAUUGCUUGAACCUGAAGUUACACAAGCCAUGGAGCUGUUAGGGACAGCAGGAAAGAUGCUGUUUUCAAGUGCCGGAAAAAAUGAUGAACUGGCCGAGGCCGUUGAGCCUAACUUCCACUUCAUAUACAUGUGUACCGCCUUCGACCUCUACUCCAGGCUAAGUGACACGGCUUCCCAACAGCUCCAGCUUGUGAAAAGAUUUGCUGCCUCAAAAUCUUGCAGACCAAGACAUUUGCUUCAGAUUGGGCUAGAUGCCUCGCGGGGCCCACGGCCGAACCAUGAAGUAGCUUCCUUUGCCCUGAAUGCCUGCCUCACAUCCUUUCUUGCUUCCCCUUCUCCCGAUUACCAAAUGGUGGCUCUUGCACUCAGGAAGCUGAUUCUUACAGUAACCGUCCACAAGGGAGGCCCGGACGAUGACUCAAUCACUGAUAUGUACAGGCACGCGUACCGAAUCAUGGUCGGGCUCAAGGAGGGAGAGUACCCAAUUGAGGAGGCCAAGUGGUUAGCCACGUCAGCAUGGAAUCGUGCGGCAGUCCCUGUGAAGAUGGGAAAAAUAGAGACUGCGAAGAAGUGGAUGAGCAUUGGUUUGGAGUUGGCUGUAAAAGUCCCCGGGAUGAAUACGUACAGGUCGUGCAUGGAGGACUAUGUGGCGGGGUUCGAGAGGAAAAUCAGCAGCAGGGGCAGUGGUGAAAGCAGGACUUUGGCUGUGUCUUGA
Molecule: messenger RNA, 2958 nt
Organism: Striga hermonthica
Lineage: Eukaryota; Viridiplantae; Streptophyta; Magnoliopsida; Lamiales; Orobanchaceae
Source: the annotation of a GenBank genome assembly